This is a messenger RNA of Sphaeramia orbicularis (orbiculate cardinalfish), 3260 nucleotides long. It is a transcript of the gene fbxo30a, whose product is annotated as F-box protein 30a. The coding region runs from base 245 to 2464 and encodes 739 amino acids. Lineage: Eukaryota; Metazoa; Chordata; Actinopteri; Kurtiformes; Apogonidae. Gene Ontology annotation, molecular function: protein binding; zinc ion binding; ubiquitin protein ligase activity. The record is from RefSeq and is a predicted model, not a curated record. The transcript has 3 exons.
CAAACGCCGACAGCGAAGGUCUCUGCCGGGAGAACCAGCCGCAGCCAGUUCAUAUCAUAAGACGAUUUAGAUUUAAUACUGUGAUCUGCUUAUGUAGCCGUACACUGCACGUUAUCGAUGCGACGGAGCUGAUAUAAGUGAGGAGUUAAUAAUAAAGUGACACGGAGAACCCCGCAGUUCGGGGUUGAACACUUGACUUGCUUUCCCUGCCAGCAUCACUCAGGCAAGGAGUAAUCAAGUCAAAAUGGAGAACCUCCUUCACCCCCACUGCCUUAAAUGCAUCAACAGAAGAUGCAUGGUGAGACCGGAGACUGGUGUUUCUUGUGACCUCAUUGGCUGCCCUCUUGUCUGUGGGGCAGUUUUUCACUCAUGCAAAUUAGAGGAACAUCGACUGCUCUGUCCUUAUGAAAGGUUGCCGUGCCUAAACAAUGGUUUUGGCUGCCCAUUUACUAUCACAAGGAUCAAGAUGGCCCAGCAUCUUGAAACCUGCCCAGCAAGUAUAGUAUGUUGUACCAUGGAGUGGAACAGAUGGCCGGUUAGCUAUGCUGAUCGCAAGUCCUAUGAAAACUUGAGCAAAGACUUUGAUGAGGUGGAGCAGCUAGACAUGGCUUUGGCUCUACAGGAUCAGAGGAUGCUGUUAGAGUCCUUGAAGGUCACCACUACUGUGUCAAAGAAUGGCGAUAAGCCAGUAGAUGAAAGUGAAAAGAUGGCAACAGCUUCAAAUGCACCAGAGACAGUGCUGGGUAAUGGGACUGUCGACAUGGAGGAGGAGCCAUAUAAUGAACUGUAUCGGGCCUCCGUGGAAACAAGCAGAAGUUUAGCAGCAGCGUUGGACCUCUUGACUAAUUCCAAAGACAUUGAAGUGAUUGUUGGCAAUUUAAAUGGGGAAAAGGCUGAUAAAAAUGGAGCUCUCCACAAUGGAGAAAAUGGUGAUAGCCAUGCCGAUUUCAUCACUGAGGGUGAGAAGAAUGUAGAUAUGCAAGAGAACGAGUCUGAUUCAGACUGUGAGUUAGGAGCAGUAGGUGGAGUUGACUGCGCAGUGGGGACAGAUGCGGAAGAAGAUGGCUUGAGCUGGGCAGAAGAAAAUGAUUUUGUUGAGUUAUUUUUUGAAGAGAAGGAAGAAAUUGUCAACGAGCCGGUGAAUCAGUCCGACCUUGCAUGGCCAGAAAUGCCUCAGGAUUACAUGCCUGUUGUAGCACUUGAACCACCUGUGCCUCAGCAAGCACCACUUCCACCACCAAUGCCAUUCCUGAUAUCUGAUCACGUUAGAAAUAACUUCCUGCAACAUUUGCCCUCUGAACUCAGGUAUAGGUGCUUAGAGCGUAAACUUCAGAAUGUGGAAGUGCUCAGAGGAAUAAGUAUGUUUACAUUUAAUGGACGUCGAGCUCUUCUGUCUGACCCUUUCUUGUUCCGGGCAAAGAUGGAGGACAAGGCAGUAGACACGUCUGACCUGGAAGUAGCAGACGAUCCUAUGGGACUCCAUGGUAUUGAUCUCAUCACUGCAGCGUUGCUCUUUUGCUUGGGUGACUCUCCUGGAGGCAGAGGAAUCUCAGACAGCAGAUUUGUGGAUGGUUACCACAUUGAUUUUGGUACGCAGACCUUUUCCUUUCCAUCAGCCAUUCUUGCAACCAACACCAUGGUGGGAGACAUUGCUUCAGCCUCAGCCUGCGAUCACGCCAGCCCACAGCUCUCCAACCCGAGCCCUUUCCACACGCUCAGGCUUGACCUGGUGCUCGAAUGUGUGGCUCGAUACCAAACAAAGCAGCGCUCCAUGUUCACUUUUGUGUGUGGCCAGUUGUUCCGGAGGGAUGAGUUCUCAUCUCAUUUCAAAAACGUUCACGGGGAUAUCCACGCUGGACUCAAUGGCUGGAUGGAGCAGCGCUGCCCCUUGGCCUACUAUGGCUGUACCUACUCCCAGAGACGAUUCUGCCCUUCUGUGCAGGGCUUCAGAAUCAUUCAUGAUAGACACUUGGGCUCUUUUGGUGUGCAGCCUGGUCUUCCUUUAAAAACUGGGGACAACCACCCAAGAAAAAGCUAUAAAUUUGGCUCUCAGUCUGAUCAGUUCAGUAGUCUUCCAUUUGAGGUGUUGCAACAUGUAGCAAGUUUCUUGGACAGCUUUAGCUUGUGCCAGCUGUCUAGAGUGUCCCGCACCAUGAGGGAUGUGUGUGCCAGCCUCCUCCAGAUGCGUGGUAUGGUCGUCCUGCUGUGGGACAAGAAACACUGCUCUGAUGGGUCGACUUCAUGGCAGAUCACAGACAAGGUGUGGCGCUUCAGCACAGCCUUCGGGACAGUGAAUGAGUGGAAGUUUGCCAACAUUGCUAGCAUGGCCGACCACCUCAAGAAGUGCAAGUUCAACACCAUCUCUCGGCGGGAAGAGGCCAUCCCUCUGCCGUGUAUGUGUUUCACAAGAGAGCUCACCAAAGAGGGGAGAUGUUUACGUUCAGUCCUCAAACCUGUAGCAUAAACCACUGAAUUCAGUUUGGGACAUUUGUGAUCGUCAGAACUCAGAGUAUUUUCCUCCAGUGUUUACAGAUGCUAAGAAAAAAAUGAGUUUUUCCUAACCUCAAAUACAAGCAGAAAUCCCUGGUUGGAAGUGACUUGUUCUUUGCUCAACAUUGGACAAAUCAUUGACUCCUUUUAAACGUCUGGGCCUUUGGUGGGGCCUGGUUUCUAUUUCAGCAGAGGCUGACUUGCUGCAAACACCGGGCCAGACUGUAAACAAGUGAAGUGCUAGCCUCUUAUCUCCCACUCUGACAGGGUUAUUAAUACCAGUGUACUGAAGACGUACCAUUAUCUACUCUGAUACUGUGUAAAUAGUCUGAUGUUUUGAUGCUUUUUUAUUUUUAUUUUUUUUUUUUAAAUCAAAAGUCAGUACUGUGCAACAUUGGUAAAGAUAAAGAGUAGAGCCUUAACUUACCAAACACUUGAUUCUUCUAGUUGUAAAGUUGUUCUGAACAUCCUGAACAUAAGAUUUCUCCACAGCUUCUAGCGAGAACAGUUUACUGGUGUGAUGCAUGGUUUUUGUAUGUGAUGCUGCCUUGAGUGACCACAUGUACAGCAUUAGGGCUGGGCGAUAUGUCAGACAAUAUAGUCCUGAUAUGUUUUUUUCCUAUAUUGAUCAGUAUUUAUCACAUUAGUAUCACAAUACAUAAUAGAACACUGUUUCCUGACAACGAAGAGCAAAGGUUCAUUAGUUAAACUUAAUAUUAUUAUUGACCAUAUUGAUUUGUCCAAUGUUAUGAAAGAUGUACUAUGUAUUU